Ceratina calcarata is the source of this 1707-nucleotide messenger RNA. RefSeq names its product protein tumorous imaginal discs, mitochondrial. Gene Ontology annotation, cellular component: mitochondrion. The transcript is spliced from 5 exons. Lineage: Eukaryota; Metazoa; Arthropoda; Insecta; Hymenoptera; Apidae. Gene Ontology annotation, biological process: negative regulation of apoptotic process; mitochondrion organization; protein folding. The record is from RefSeq and is a predicted model, not a curated record. The coding region runs from base 23 to 1594 and encodes 523 amino acids. Gene Ontology annotation, molecular function: heat shock protein binding; ATP binding.
UGUAAUAUACUGUGCCGCGGCCAUGCGCCUUUUACGAAACAUGGCGACCGGCAAAGGAUUCGCGAUCGUUCUACGUCCGAGAACUAUCAAUUUAAUCAACAAUAGUAAAAUAAGUAAAUUGUCAUGCGGCGUGGUGCAAAGGUGCGGCACGUGCCAUCGUCCGUUCGCUACGUUACUCGAUGUCGGCGACCGAAACUUCAGGAAAACGGAAAAAUACAAUAUAAGCAAUAUAACGCGAAUCCAAAGAGGCAUCCACACAACCAGAAAACUGCUGAAACGUAAUUACUACGAAAUACUGGGUGUAUCGAAAAACGCAUCAGCGAAGGACAUCAAGAAGGCUUAUUAUCAACUUGCGAAAAAGUAUCAUCCAGACACAAACAAGAGCGACCCUGAAGCUGGGAAGAAGUUUCAAGAGGUAUCAGAGGCUUACGAAGUGUUGAGCGAUGAAGGGAAGAGGAAGGAAUAUGAUACAUGGGGUGCCACGUCGGAGCAAAUGGGAAUGGGAGGAGGCGGACAUUCUAGUGGUCAUGCCAAAGAUUUCGGCCAAAGUUGGCAAUUUAGAUCAUCUGUCAAUCCGGAGGAGCUGUUCAGGAAGAUAUUUGGUGACGCAGGGUUCCAGAGCAACGUUUUUAACGACUUCGAAGAAUUUACAGACAAUAAGUAUGGGUUCGGAGCAGCGCAAGAGGUCAUUAUGAAUUUAACUUUUUCUCAAGCUGCUAGGGGUGUUAACAAGGAGGUACAAUUGAACGUUGUGGACACGUGCCCGAAGUGUAUGGGCUCGCGAUGCGAGCCGGGAACGAAGUCAGUGAGAUGUCAAUAUUGUAACGGAACCGGGAUGGAAACGAUUAGCACCGGACCCUUCGUCAUGCGGUCCACUUGCCGUUACUGUCACGGUACCCGAAUGUUUAUUAAAUUUCCGUGCAACGAGUGCGAAGGAAAAGGGCAAUCGAUACAACGUAAGAAGGUGACGGUCCCGGUGCCAGCCGGCGUCGAAGAUGGUCAAACGAUACGCAUGGCCGUUGGGAGCAAAGAAGUGUUCAUAACAUUCCGCGUGGAAAAGUCAAAGUACUUCCGUAGGGACGGUCCGGACUUACAUACGGAUGCCCAGAUAUCUUUGUCGCAAGCCGUACUCGGUGGUACGAUAAGAAUCGAGGGCGUGUAUGAAGACCACACGGUACAAAUCCGACCGGGUACAUCGUCUCAUACGAAAAUUCGAUUGACCAACAAAGGGAUGAAGAAAGUGAACGGGACAGGCUACGGCGAUCAUUACGUGCAGAUAAAGAUUGUCGUGCCGACGAAAUUGAACGAUAAACAGUUAGCGUUGAUACACGCGUACGCCGAACUCGAAGAAGACACGCCCGGGAGUAUACAUGGCAUUACUUAUAAGACAGACGGAACGAAACAAAGUCAUGCCGGUCCUUUGAAUCUAGUGGAAUCUAUACGGAUAGCGCUGGGCGAUAAGAGCGUCUCGAACAUAGAAGAUGAUUCUUCGGAGCCUGAAGGCCCGGGCGACAAACCCCAGGGUAGGCAGGCCCACAGGAAAACCAGUGAUACGAGAAACGAGGCAACUAUGAGGAGGCGGGAAGUGUCUUAAAUGUUGUUCAAAUCUUAUUUUCUUUCGAGGACAGGAAUUUAGUCAUUUUGCAACGUCUUACUAGGACGAUAAUAAAGUACAGAUACACACUACCGCCCGAAAGUUUGGGUACA